AUGGCCAUCGACGUCAUCUCCAGCGCCCUCUCCAUCAACAGCAAGUCUGCUGCGACGUUCCCACAGGCCGACAAGUUCGAGGAACUCGUCCUGGCGAUGAAGAAGGUCCUGGGCCCUUCAUCAGGCCUAACCUCGGAUGAUGUGGACGUAGGCUCGUUGACCGAUCUGAUGAUCAACUAUGAUAGUAAUCCCCUGGAAUGGUCCAAGUAUGCCUAUGGUGAUGCCAGUCGGGGCUAUACCCGCAAUCUCGUCGACGAGGGCAAUGGCAAGAGCAACUUGUUGGUUCUCGUAUGGUCCCCCGGUAAAGGGAGUCCCAUCCAUGAUCACGGCAAUGCUCAUUGCCUGAUGAAGAUCCUGCACGGCAGUCUAACUGAAACCCGCUACGCCUUUCCUGAAGACGAUGAUGACGAGGGACCCAUGCAGGUCAUCUCCGAGAAGACAUAUAAAGAGAAUGGUGUCACUUACAUGGCCGACGAACUUGGCUUGCACCGCGUAUCUAAUAGGGGCAGCGACUUUGCCGUCUCCUUGCACUUGUACACUCCCCCUAACGUAGCCAAAGAGGGAUGCCACAUCUUCGAUGAGAAGACUGGCAAGAGUAGCCAUGUGCCUGGAUGCCAUUACUACUCAGCGUACGGUCGUCUGCUCAAGUAA
Messenger RNA from Metarhizium brunneum ARSEF 3297, 651 nucleotides. RefSeq names its product Cysteine dioxygenase (gene CDO1). Gene Ontology annotation, biological process: L-cysteine catabolic process. The record is from RefSeq and is a predicted model, not a curated record. Lineage: Eukaryota; Fungi; Ascomycota; Sordariomycetes; Hypocreales; Clavicipitaceae. Gene Ontology annotation, molecular function: cysteine dioxygenase activity; ferrous iron binding.